Molecule: messenger RNA, 497 nt
Organism: Medioppia subpectinata
Lineage: Eukaryota; Metazoa; Arthropoda; Arachnida; Sarcoptiformes; Oppiidae
Source: the annotation of a GenBank genome assembly
UGACCGCGAGUCCAAUGCCUAUCACGGACUUCAAGACCAACAAACCGUUAGCCAUGAAAACCGAGUUGUAUUACGCGUUUCAAAACCAACAGACACUAAAGUACUUGGUUUGGUGCGGCAACUCUGGCACAGUGGCCACCGCACCCGUCAAGACUGACCCCCAGUACUGGCAUGUGUUCGCCAAACUGGCCGCACCCGCCGGUAAUUAUUACCGGUUCACUCACGGCCUCCCGGCGUCCAAUUGCCGUCACGUGUCUAAAAUAGCGGCCGCACCCGUCAAGGGCUACGUUAUGCUAUGGAAUAGGGACUGCGGUGAUGAUAAUAACCCCAAUGUUGACGAUAAUGGGUUUAUCAAUUGCGUGUCUCCAAAUGGUGUGACCGCACCGACCGAUAUAAACAAACCUGUGCCACUGGACCCACAGUGCGGUUGGACCCACAAUGGCGGAAAUGCCUUACCAAGCCUAGCCAAGCCUUACCAAGCCUACACAAUGGUUGCC